Messenger RNA from Paraphaeosphaeria sporulosa, 573 nucleotides. RefSeq lists its product as uncharacterized. The record is from RefSeq and is a predicted model, not a curated record. The transcript has a single exon. The coding region runs from base 1 to 573 and encodes 190 amino acids. Lineage: Eukaryota; Fungi; Ascomycota; Dothideomycetes; Pleosporales; Didymosphaeriaceae.
AUGCAACCACUAACACACCAGCAAGAACCACCUCCAGGCGCCCCCUCCAACUGCCUCUCUGCCCUGCACCAUGCCCAGAACCAGACUCCCGCCUCCCAGCGCACACGCACUACCUUCCCCAGCCUCCUCGACAGCACCACCAACCCCUCCCACCGCCUCCUCGAAAUUACCAUCUUCUCUCUCCUGCGUCACGGGCUCACCUUCAUGCAGAUCGCUGCAUUUCUCGAGCACGAGCGCACACAUGCCGCGCAAGGAAUCACGCAGCUUCGCGAUGCGCUACGAACGUUCCAUUUUGCGCGGCUGUUGAACGGAGAGGGGGCGAGGAGCUGGGUGGAGUGGAGGGUUGCGACGUGGCCGCGUUGGCCGCGGGCGUGGGAAGUGGCGAUGCUGGGUGGGUGGGCGUUGGAGGUCUGGGCCUGGGCGGUGCACGAAGCGGGGGAGAAUGGAAAGACAGGGAUACUUGAAGACGAGGGAGAGGGGAGGGAGACGGCGGGUGUGUGUUGUCAUGGGUUUGCGAUUUUGAAGAGGAAGCGUUGGGGGACCUUGAGGGAAAGGCUGAGGGCGAUGGUUUAG